GGUACUCUAUUAGUUUAAAAAAAUAGAGAUAAACCAUUCAACAAAACAGAGCAGAAGUGGUUCGUUGAGAUGGCAGUUUACUCUGUUCUCGACGAUGCCUCGGCGUUGGCCUCUCUUCCCGGUGACGUUGACGGUUACAUCUCUAUUUGCGGUUACGGCUCUCUCCUCUCCGAGAAAAGUGCUAGAUCAACUUUUCCCAACCUAAUUAACUUCCGAACCGCCAGAUUAACCGGUUUCCGCCGUCUCUUCUCCUUCGUAGGAGCUUUCUUUUUCACUCACGGCAUCGCCAACCUCAAAACUCAGGAAAUUGCUGCUCUCUCUGUUGAGCCUUACGAAGAUGAAACCUUUAUCACCACUGUUUUUGAUAUUAAGAAAACUGAGAUUCCUGCGUUUAUUCAAAGGGAGAGGGAAUACAGAUUUUUAGCUGUUGUUCCUGAAUCACUAGAUGGAAAGCCCUUUACUAAUCCAGCAGUCAUUUGUGCAUCUUACACUGACGAGGAAUUCUUUAAAUUUAAAUGCUGUGAGGGAAAGGAAACAUAUUUUCAACAUUAUGGAGAAUAUAAUGUUCAUAAGAUUUGGCGGGAUGACGUUUUACCAUGCCGUGUUUAUCUUCGACACUGUGUCCUAGCUGCAAAAAGCCUCGGCGAUGAAGUUUACAAUAACUUCUUGGACCAUGCCUUCAUUGCUGAUCGCAAAACAACAAUACGUCAGUACUUUGAGACAAUAGGCACAGGUAUCAUGGAAGAAGAGCCACCUGAGUCAUUAAAAACCCGUUACGGCGGUUGAUCAAACCAAUAGUCGACAACUUGUUGCCAAGGCGUUGGCUUAUGAGGUUUUCAUUUCUAAAUUUGUUGUCCUCGUGUACUUUUCAAAUGAGAAGUAUAGAUAAUUGCAUUCUUUUCAUGGAUCGCAUCAGAUAUGCGUUCACUAUUGAUGUGUAUCGUAUACAGUCGAUGCUUGGGGCAGUGUCCUAGCCCGAAAAGAAAAUUAUAUAUAGAUUAAAUAUUGUGAACUUUUCUUAUUGGUUGUAAUAAUGCAAUAUUGAUAUUGUUAAACUCAAA
Lathyrus oleraceus (garden pea) is the source of this 1061-nucleotide messenger RNA. RefSeq lists its product as uncharacterized. Lineage: Eukaryota; Viridiplantae; Streptophyta; Magnoliopsida; Fabales; Fabaceae. The coding region runs from base 70 to 786 and encodes 238 amino acids. The transcript is spliced from 8 exons. The record is from RefSeq and is a predicted model, not a curated record.